UUUUAUAUUCUACCUUUAUUAGUUACUCAGGCGGUUCUCGAUAUUAAUUAUAUAGUAUUAAUACAUAAUAUUAAUAAAUACUCCCACUAUCUUAGUAGAAUUUUAAUAGUAUUUUUAAUUAUUUUAGUAAGUUUAUAA
This is a messenger RNA of Colletotrichum paranaense, 138 nucleotides long. RefSeq lists its product as uncharacterized. The transcript has a single exon. The annotation marks the transcript as partial. Lineage: Eukaryota; Fungi; Ascomycota; Sordariomycetes; Glomerellales; Glomerellaceae. The record is from RefSeq and is a predicted model, not a curated record.